Molecule: messenger RNA, 3762 nt
Organism: Homalodisca vitripennis (glassy-winged sharpshooter)
Lineage: Eukaryota; Metazoa; Arthropoda; Insecta; Hemiptera; Cicadellidae
Product: LIM domain transcription factor LMO4.1
Exons: 6
Coding region: 909-1655 (248 amino acids)
Source: RefSeq, a predicted model, not a curated record
UCCCGCCAGUCGAGCCGGCCGCCGUGCAGUAGCCGGGCCCGCCGCUAGAGCGCUGGUGUCGCCCCCCACUCUACCUUCCCGGAGACGGAGCGGACCUGACCCAGCAGUCGAGAGUGGAACCCGGAGCGGGAACGUUCUCACAUUGUUCUGCGUUCCUCCGUCUGACGUGUUGUUUACAACCGAGUUUUCUCUGUGUCGGACCCUGGAUCUUUCCUACGUCUGCUCCGACGCGGUCUGGCCUGUAUUGUGGACUGGCUGCAGAUCUGUCAUCGUCCCUGACCAUUCUCCGUAGGUGUUAGCGUGAAAAGUGAAUUUCAAUCGAACUGAAUCGAUUAGCUUUUUCUUAGUGUCUGUUGUUUACUCAUUGCUGUGGUGUUCGAUGUCAAUGGUGUUUGUACAGUAAGUCUUAACAUUAACUAAACGUUUUAUUGAUCUCCGUAUAUCUUGUGGAAAAUCUCGUUUUAACCGUAGUUUACACAGUAGAAAGGGUAGUUUUCGCUUGUCAGGUCGAAAAUGGGGUCUAUUGUCGCAUGUGUCAGAAUCAGCUGUUCUCUAGAGUCCGGUAGCCACGUGUUGUAAACAAACCGAGUAGGCCUAACCUCAAAAGCGAAGCUCGGCCGUUGCGUAGUGAAGUUCUCACGGCAACGCCGGCGGACCCUAGGGCACAUCCACAAUAGUAGGCUACAGCAGGGGGUGGGACCUUUCAUAGCCAUUAUUGACCAUAAGGUGCGGUACGACUGAAGUGAGGCGGUCGCUGCCUAAUUAUCAGGCUCGAGUUUCUACUACCUGCCCUCGCUAAAAAGGUCGCGGCUGCCCGAGCCGGCUUGCUUCCACCGCUACAGUCUUGAGAGGUGAGCGGAGCGAGCGAGGGGCCGGGCACGAUAGUCAAGCUGGCCGCCACGACGACGAUGAACCCCCACUACCACCCCUACACGGAGCUGAGCUCUCCGCACUCGCCCCCACCGGACAACAGCAGCUACCACGGUGGUCAGAGCAACGGUCACGGCCACGUGCUACCCCACCCGGCCCACCACGAGCACCACCACCCCCACCCCGCCUUCCAGCCGCCCCACCAUCCGCUCCACCACCAUCACCACCACCACAUGAACAACAACAACAACAAUAACAACAACAACAACCAGAACUGUGGCAGUGUGAAGGUGUGCGCGGGCUGUGGCGGCAAGAUCGUGGAGAGGUUUCUACUUCACGCCCUGGACAGAUACUGGCACAACAGCUGCCUCAAGUGUUCCUGCUGUGGAGCCCUGCUAGCGGACCUAGGCACCUCCUGCUUCACCAAGGCCAACAUGAUCCUCUGCAAGGCGGACUACAUCAGGCUGUUCGGCAACUCCGGAGCGUGCUCCGCGUGUGGUCACACCAUCCCAGCCAGCGAGUUCGUGAUGCGCGCGGGGGCCGCCGGGGGCGGCGGCGGGGGUGGAGGCUCGGGGCCGCCUCACCACGUGUUCCACCUCAAGUGUUUCGCCUGCAGCAAGUGCGGGGCCCAGCUGGUACAGGGAGACCGCUACUACCUGCUGGCGGGCAGCCUGGUGUGUGAGCAGGACUGGCACAAGCUACUCAAGGGCUCGGCAGUAGCGGCGGGUCCUGGCACCGGAGUACGCAAGGGCAAGGUGGGCCGGCCGCGGCGGAGUCGUGACUGAAACCCAGGUUGGGUGCCGAUGUGAGCCCACCCCUGUACAUUGGACCGUGUACAUAACGCCAGUGUUCUUCUCUCACUGUACAUACUGUAGAACACUGUUCUGCGCCUGCGCCAGCGCUCGCUUCCACUCGAUGUACUUACUUUACCUUACAUUACAUUGUACAUUGUACGGGCUACAAGUACGUACAUGUUGAAAUCGUUGGUGUUAUUGUGUGUUAUCGUUAACGGGAAAACGAGCACUCCAUCAUUUCCUUGUUUGUAAUGGGAUUUACAAAAGUUAAAAAAUUACAUUUCAGCUCGCAUGAGUGAAAUCUAAAAGUGUAAUUAUUAAAGGACUGGAUUCCAAAGUGCGUUUAGUUAAAUUUUUAAAUUUAAUUUAGUUUUUAAAUAUGAUAAGGUUUAAAAAAAUAUUUGUUCUAUGAUCACGUUUAUCUGUUAGCUGGGUGAAGCUUAAAUAUGAAAUUUAAACAGAAUGUAAUUUAUUUCAUGAAAAUAAAGUCCACGUUGUAUGUAGAUUUUUACAUAUCGUAAUUUAUGUAAAGUCAAAUUUGUUAUUGCACAUUUGCAAUGUGAUAAUUUUUCUCUAAAACCUAACAUUGUAUUUUAGGCAAAGCCUAAAUUUGUUUCAAUUGAAGCAGGUUUUUUAUUGAUAGUUGUUCGUUUUAAGAAUAAUAGCAAUACUUUUGUGAUGUUUUAAAAAUACUUCAGAUCGAUAUGUUUGUUACUUUGUAUUUUCAUAAGUGUGUAUGUAAAUUAAAUUGCAGCUGGCCUCCGAUACAUCUAUCCUCAUGUGGGGGUUUCUAUAGUACAGUUCAUAAAAUGCCUGUUCAUUGAGAUGUAGUCCAAUUCUGUUAUCUGAUUUUUCACUAUAAUUGUCAGUAUUUCUCUAGUGUAAAAGUUUUCAUCAGUGACGACCCAUUACUAAUUGUGAUUAAAUGUUCGGCCAAUACUAGAAUAAUGUUGAAUCGUUUUAAUACUGUCAAUAAUUGACCGAUGUUCCCACUGUCAAUAAUUGACCAACUGUUCCCAUUGUAAUGUUGACAUUUCGUUUUGUAAAGUGUACAUUGAUGAGCCCUACGACCCUACGGUGUCUUGCAAAUGUAAAUAUGCGUCAUCAUCUACCGUAAUUCAUUAUUUUACACCGUGUUUUUAUAUUGUUUGUGUUGUUGAUUUUUGUUAUUGCAACACUUUGAUAUAUUUAUUUGUUUGUUUAUUGUAAACUUUGUUAAAACUAUUAUGACUUCGAUUUAUUUUAUUGUUAUGGUGAAUGCGACAAUGACUUCAAAUCUAAAAUUAGGGACAAAACCAACGAAAAAGUGCUAAUUUUUAAUUGUAACAAAUUUAUUAAUGCUAUCGAAUUCCACAAUUUUUGAAAUGUUCCAUUUAUAUAUAACUCUAACAGUGUAUCUUGUAUCAGACCCACUUGUUAUUAGUUCAUUACACAGUGUAAUUAUUUAUCAUAAGCCAAUUAUUAUUACAGUAUAAAUAUGUACUUAUUAUUUUUGUUAAUCAAUUUUAACGUUAUUUAUUAAUAUUUAAACACUGUUUUGUAGUUUCGUAUAUUUUGAAGUUACGUAUUUCACAGAUCUCAAGUCGAUUAGUACAAGUUGCUUGUAAUAUUUUCCUGAAUGAAAAGAAAAUAUUUGUUGUGUUAAAAAUACAGAAUACAUAAAAUGUUACGCUCUUUCAGGAAAUCUAAAUUAAUUGUAUUAGAUUAUAUAGUAUGACUAUUUCUGUACUGAAUUAUUAAUAGGCAUAAUCUGGUCAGUUGUACCGGAGCUUUCAUCUUUAUACUGUAAACCAAUCUGAAAACUUAAUAAGUAUAUAAUGUGAGCCAAGAGGCACAAAGUAUCGAAAAUAAGCAAUAAUGGUGCAAGAAGCGAACCCUGUGAACCAAACCAGAAUUUGCUCAAGCACUGCAAUAACUUGACCCCUGUCUAGACCAUUGUUAAUAUUGUACAUUGCUGUAUAUUUGUUGAUGUACCGACCUCUGUUAAGUUCACAGUGUUUAUAAGUUGUUGGCCAGUGCUACCUCAUGUUGAUGGCACUAAGUCUCUAUCUACCUUACACCCCUGACAUCAACAUUAAUAAAGUGGACAUUUCCAGAA